Messenger RNA from Xenopus laevis (African clawed frog), 2536 nucleotides. It is a transcript of the gene cdkl2.L, whose product is annotated as cyclin dependent kinase like 2 L homeolog. Gene Ontology annotation, cellular component: cytoplasm; nucleus. The transcript is spliced from 13 exons. Bases 525 to 2222 code for a protein of 565 amino acids. Lineage: Eukaryota; Metazoa; Chordata; Amphibia; Anura; Pipidae. Gene Ontology annotation, molecular function: transferase activity; cyclin-dependent protein serine/threonine kinase activity; nucleotide binding. Gene Ontology annotation, biological process: regulation of cell cycle. The record is from RefSeq and is a predicted model, not a curated record.
CUGGAAGAGAAAAUGCAAUGUGUCUAUAAAUAUAUGCGUGUCUGUGGCUGUUCUUGUUUUUCUGCCUCUAGUUGAACAUGAAUGCACGCCAGCUCCCAUGUUCCCCGUGUGUAUUUCCUGCAGGGGGCAGUUGCUUAGGUGACCAGCAUUCCCCCAGCUCUUUGAGAAGCACACACAAAGCUGUCUGGUUACUAUUCCUCACUAUUGUUUACAGACAAGAGUUACAAAGCUAAGAGCCAUUUAGAACUGAUACACACAUAUUCAAUGCUGCUAGAGAAUUAACAACAUCCAUACUGUAUAUUUUUGUAUAUAUAUAUAUAUAUAUAUAUUUGUGUGCGUGUAUGGAUUCUUUCCCUUUGUUUUUUUCAAUGCAAGUCUAAUUCUGCAAACAAAGCCGUGGAUGUAAAUCUAUCAUGUGCCGACUGUGGAUGCCUCCUUUGUUUUCAGAGAGUGAAUACAGAAGACCGAUGCCUUUUAUCGCCUAUUAAGUAGUACUCCAUGUGAAGAUUUUGCUGCCAUUCAAAAUGGAAAAGUAUGAAAACCUGGGGCUGGUAGGAGAGGGGAGCUAUGGAAUGGUCAUGAAGUGCAGAAACAAGGAGACCGGGAGAAUUGUGGCCAUCAAGAAAUUUCUUGAAAGUGAAGAUGACAAAAUGGUUAAGAAGAUUGCAAUGAGGGAGAUCAAAUUGCUGAAGCAACUCAGACAUGAAAACCUGGUAAAUCUCCUAGAAGUGUGCAAGAAGAAGAAGCGCUGGUACCUAGUGUUUGAAUUUGUUGAUCGCACUGUAUUGGAUGACCUGGAACAAUUCCCUAAUGGGCUGGACUUCAACAGAGUGCGAAAAUAUUUAUUUCAGAUCAUAAGGGGAAUAGGGUUUUGCCACAAUCACAAUAUUAUCCAUCGUGACAUAAAGCCUGAAAACAUUUUAGUAUCGCUCUCCGGGAUUGUGAAACUGUGUGAUUUUGGAUUUGCACGAACCUUGGCUGGACCCGGUGAAGAUUACACAGAUUAUGUUGCAACAAGGUGGUAUAGAGCACCUGAGCUCUUGGUCGGAGACAUCAAGUACGGCAAAGCAGUUGAUGUAUGGGCUAUUGGCUGCAUAGUGACGGAAAUGCUUACAGCACAGCCACUUUUCCCCGGAGAUUCUGAUAUUGAUCAAUUACACCACAUAAUAAAAUGUCAAGGCAACCUUACACCUAGGCAUCAGGAGUUGUUCUACAGGAACCCUAUGUUUGCAGGUGUUUCUUUGCCGGACAUGAAAGAAGCUGAAUCUCUUGAACGGCGAUAUCCAAAACACUCUCCUGUUAUGUUAGAUUUAGCUAAGAGUUGCUUACAUAUUGAUCCAGAAAAGAGGCCAGCUUGUGGGACCCUGCUACAGCAUGAACUUUUUACAAAAGACAAUUUCUCUGAAAGAUUCUCCCAGGAAAUUAGGGCAAAAUUGCAAAACCUCUCCAAAGACAACUCAUCGCAAUCCAAAAAAGUGAAAAACCACACAAAGGAAAAAGAAGAUUAUGCAAUAGAAAAUAAGACUGUAGCAUUCCAGGACUGCAACUUUGACUCGAAAACAAAAGAGUUAAAAGCUUCAAAAGUGAAAAUAAUGAAAACUGAUUUGGAGAAGGGUGAGAAGAGCGAUGCAUUUUCCAACAGCUUUUACAGUGGCGGGACGAACCAGAAUAAGAUGGCGUCGCAUGUUGCAUUAAAGGAGACGAGUAACAGUCUGGAUCUUCACAAGAGUGCUGGGAUAAUUCCGCCAAUUAGCUACAACUUAACUGCCAUAUCCCCGUAUAUGAACUCCAAUGCAAACACUGUCUCUGGUAUAGGGCAUGUUCAUUUCAGGGGAGAAGAAAAAAAUAAACUGUUUAUCAGUCCUUUAAAGAAAAGUGGAAAACCUGCUAUGGGAAGUUAUUAUAAUCAGAAUUUUGCACCUCUGGUUGACAAGAGCCCUCUACAAAAAAACAAGAAAAGGUGGGACUUUUCUAAAUCUGAGAUACGGUUACCAGAGCUUCACUACAGUCAUUUACCAGAACUAAAAGGAACAGAUUGUGGGACACUUUUUGGUGCUCAGAGUUCUAAGUUGACAAAGAAAGAUAUCAGGACAGUACAAGAACCUCGCAUUCCAUCUCUUGCCAUAAGUGAGCUUCACAAUCCAAGCAUGGCCUUGCCACAGGUUUUAGGAAGCCUUUUGCAAGAGACCCCUGAUGCAAAUUUUCCACCAGUGGAACACUAGCAAAAAAAUUUAACAAAAGGCAUUUUUGUAACAGGUAGAACUAAACACUGGGAGCACAGCCCAUAGUUGAUGUAUGGACCUCCAAAAAAAAUGUUAUCAUUUCAGGCCUCUAUCAAAGACGUCAAAAGUUGUAGCGUAUUCUGAUUCCAGUGACAAUGGAGAUCUCUCUUUUGGCUUCAUUGGCUCUAAUAUCUGACGCUGAUAAUGCUAUCUAACUUAAUCAUUUAUUGCAAUAUUUAAAAGCAGCAGUAUGCUAUACCAAUAAGCCCUGACAAAUCUUGUAUCAUUAAAUCUAAUUUUUGGCAACCUGGGAA